Messenger RNA from Saccoglossus kowalevskii, 1776 nucleotides. RefSeq lists its product as uncharacterized. The record is from RefSeq and is a predicted model, not a curated record. NCBI's taxonomy places the organism in Eukaryota, Metazoa, Hemichordata, Enteropneusta, Harrimaniidae.
AUGUUGUUUCGUGGUCGUUCCUCAGAGCGGGCCGUCAUUUCAAAAUUGAAGAUAAAAGAAUUUUCACUGUUGAGUCUGGAAAAUCUUCCCGUCGGAUCAUUGUGUGAGCUUAUGGGAACUGAACAGGUGGAACGACUACGCAUAGGACGGUCUGUCAUCGCCGUAAAUGGACUUCUAGAACAGAAAAAAUAUAAAGCAGCCGGAAAAAUACUGAAGCAGACUGAGAAUCUUCUGCCAUUAGGUGGCGCUAUAUACUGGUGGCUACGACAGAGAAAACUGAACAUGCAAAUCUAUAUAUGUGCAAAUAUCAUGACAAGGGAAGUUGAUCCCGAAGAAAUUGACAUUUUGUCUACACAGAUUUCUGAUGGAAUGAAUUCAUUUUAUGGCCAGCAAUAUGAUGACCUCUUAGAAAUGGAUUAUGUAAUGCCACCUGAUGUCAAUUUUGAACUACCCGCACCUACUUUGUCCAGUGUGGCAUCUCUACGUCGUUUGGUGAGGCAGGAAAAGCCAAGAUUUGGUAAAGCUGCUGGAGUAUCUCGACAUAGAAGUGUGUCCUUGCAUACUGCCCAUGAAAGAGAACGUCAUAAAACAGUGAAUCAAGCAAUACUGUAUCUUAUGAGGACACUACCGUCAGCUGAAAAGAAAAGUCAUGAAACCAAGUUUAUGGUGUUAAACAGGGCUGUUGAAUAUAUUGACUUCCUACGAAGAAAGAUUCAAGAGAAAUGUUCCCAAUCAUCAAACUCAGUUCAGUUUCUGGAUAACUAUUUGUGUAUUCCGAAUAUGCCUGAUGGCAAUUCUGCCAAAACUAGUGGUAGUGGAAUGAAAACUAUAUCUCCUGAAAUAUUGAAAGAAUUAACUAAUAAUGCAGGAAACAUGAAAGGAGAUCUUAUAGUGAAGAAAAAGAAUUCCACUUGCAUCAAUCAGUUUUCUGAAGAACAAGAGACCACAAAAACAAAUGCAACUUAUCUUUCUACUAAUAUCAAAAAAGAAGAUUGUGGUGAUAGUACCGGUACACAAGCAAUGGAGUCGCAUUCACCUUGGCAUGAUCAUUUCAAGUUCAAUUCUUUCUCGUUGUCACCAUUAUCUGAAAACAACCCAUCAGUAAGUUCAAGAUCAUCCCCAGACAGGCCAAUGUUUUUAUCACCAGUCAUUGAUUCAUCAGAGCAGUCUAGCAUACCAGACUCUUCUCCAUCAGUCUCAACUGAUGGAUCAUCAGAAUUCAAUUAUAAAGGGCAUGCAGAUAGCUUUCCAUUCGAACAUACGUAUUCAGUAAGAUUUAGUGGUAAUCUAACAUCUGAGGAAAAUGUUGCCAAGCUAUGCAGUAAACUCAAAUCACCAAGCCGAACAGCACCAGGUGAUAAACUUAUAACACCUCCAAUUUGUGGUACACAUAAAUUGACGGCUUCCAAGAAAAAUAGGAUUAGUGCAAGAAGAUCUUUUGGUUAUGACAAACCAAACCAAGAUUGUAAACACAGUAAUUGUGGUCUAUGCACUCCUGCAGAUGUUGAAAUUCCAGGCCCCGAAAAUGAUAUUGAAACAAAUUUUCCGCCACCCAAAUCAUGGAUCAAUGGUUAUCAGUUAUAUACUAGGAUGCAUUAUCAAGAUUACAAAAUGGACCAUCCUAACCUCAUUGGAAGAGAAGUAACCAAAGUACUUGGUAAUGCAUGGAGGGAACUACCUGAAGAAGAGAGAAAGGUAUACAGCCAAAGAGCAUGUGAAUUAAAUGAGAAGACAAGACGUGAAAGAGAAGCCUUGUUAGAAGAACAGAGCAACUGA